AUGUCUACAAAUAUAACUCAUCAACCUUCACAUAUUACUCAUAAUCAGCGUUCAGUUAGUAACAAGUCUUGGUUCCACGGUUGUACGGUGUGGUUUACAGGUCUCAGUGGAGCUGGCAAAACGACUUUGGCAUUUGCUCUAGAACAUCAUCUGGUUAAUCGAGGCAUAUCAGCUUAUGUAUUAGACGGAGAUAAUAUUCGCUCUGGUUUAAAUAAAAAUUUAGGAUUCAGUGAUGAAGAUCGUGUGGAAAAUAUCCGACGUGUCAGUGAAGUAGCUAGGUUAUUUGCUGAUGCAAAUAAUAUUUGUCUAACUAGUUUCAUUAGCCCGUUUGAAAGUGAUAGAAAUGCUGCUCGCAUGUUGCACUCUCAAAACAAUCUACCAUUCUUUGAAGUUUUUCUAGCUACCCCAAUUGAGGUAUGUGAACGACGUGAUGUAAAAGGGUUAUAUAAACGUGCACGUGCUGGUCAAAUAAAAAAUUUUACUGGUAUCUCUGCAAUUUAUGAAAAUCCAACAAAUCCUGAUUUAAUUUUAAAUACUGAAUUGUAUUCUGUUCAAGAGUGUGUAUCUAAAUGUGUACAAAUGUUAGCUACAGCUGGACUAGUGCCUAACUGUGAUGAAGUAAAUCCAUUUGGUGGUCCUAUGCCCAAAGAAUUAUAUGUGACCGAUCCUCUGGAAGUUCAAAAAUUAAAGGCACAAUGUUUAAGUCUACCUCAUUUGGAAAUUACAGAAUUGGAUCUUCAGUGGAUACAAACACUAGCUGAAGGUUGGGCUACACCAUUAAAUGGUUUUAUGCGUGAAAAUGAAUAUUUGCAAGUUCUCUAUUUUGGUCAAUUGCAAGUAUCAGACUGUUCAGUGAUUACAAAUUUCUCGAUUCCAAUUGUAUUAGCUAUAUCAAAUGAGGAUAAAGAAAGAUUUCAUGGGAAUGGUUCAUCGAUAGCUUUCGUAUAUAAAAGUAAUAUAAUUGGAAUGUUACAAAAUUGUGAAUUUUUCCCUCACCGUAAAGAAGAACGAUGUUGUCACAUAUUUGGAACUAAUCAUAUAAAUCAUCCAAGUAUAGAAAUGAUUAUGUCAUCUGGUGAUUGGUUAGUUGGCGGUGAUUUAAAAGUAUUCGAAAGAAUCAAAUGGAAUGAUGGUUUAGAUCGGUAUCGUUUAAUGCCAAAAGAAUUACAUAGUGAAUUAGUAAAAAUGAAGGCUGACUGUGUCUUUGCCUUUCAACUGAGAAAUCCUAUACAUAACGGUCAUGCAUUAUUAAUGACUGAAACUAGGCAACAAUUAUUAGAAAAACAUGGAUAUCAUAAUCCUGUGUUAUUACUUCAUCCACUUGGAGGUUGGACAAAGUCAGAUGAUGUUCCACUCAAUGUACGUAUAGCUCAACAUGAAGCUUGUUUAGAUGAAGGUGUUCUUGAUCGUGAUACAACUUUGUUGGCAAUAUUUCCUUCACCAAUGUUAUACGCCGGACCACGUGAAGUCCAAUGGCAUGCUCGUACACGAAUGUUAGCCGGUGCUCAGUAUUAUAUAGUUGGACGAGAUCCAGCGGGUUUACCUCAUCCUAAUGGAACAGGUGUUGAUUUGUAUGAUCCAUCUCAUGGUGCUAAGGUAUUAUCUAUGGCUCCUGGUUUAGCCAACUUGAAAAUUAUUCCAUUUCGUGUUGCUGCCUAUGACAAGACAAUCAACAAAAUGUCAUUUUUCGAUUCAAAACGUUCAUCAGAUUUUCUGUUUAUUUCUGGUACUAAAAUGCGUACAUUAGCUCGUGACGGUGUGGAACCACCGAAUGGAUUUAUGGCCGAGAAAGCAUGGAAGGUUUUGUCAAAUUAUUAUUGUCAAUUAAAUAAAUCUGUUUAAUUGAAUAAACGAAAACAAAACAAAAUCUGAAUAAGAUUUAAGAGAUUGUAUGUUUGUUUUUCUUUAAAUGAAGAAGCUAUUUAUUUAUCAGUACAAGUGCAUAUUGUUUCACCAUUUCCAAUGUUUCUUACUCAUUUUCUAUUUAUU
This is a messenger RNA of Schistosoma curassoni, 1989 nucleotides long. NCBI's taxonomy places the organism in Eukaryota, Metazoa, Platyhelminthes, Trematoda, Strigeidida, Schistosomatidae. The record is from the annotation of a GenBank genome assembly.